Molecule: messenger RNA, 3816 nt
Organism: Blastomyces dermatitidis ER-3
Lineage: Eukaryota; Fungi; Ascomycota; Eurotiomycetes; Onygenales; Ajellomycetaceae
Exons: 4
Coding region: 1-3816 (1271 amino acids)
Source: RefSeq, a predicted model, not a curated record
AUGGACGCUUACCCGCCAGACUACGUUGACCACAACCUCCCACUCAUCCUCCUGUCUGGUGUUGGAUCUGACCCUGAGCCUGAUGCUCAGGAAAAGAUUAUCCCAGUCGAUGGUGCUGAGUACCCUCAUCUGGGGGAAGGCGGCGUCCAGAUAUUUUCUGAUUUUCCCCUCCUGACCGAUUCCACGGCGGAGAGGGUGUUGAAUGCUCUCCUUAGCCAGGAUGCGACGCGCAGACCAUGGAAUUCUAAAAAUGAUGGAGCAAGGGCGGGGGCUGUUGGGUAUAAAAUUAAGAGGGUUGGGCGGACUUAUACUCUCCCUCCCCGUAAAGGUCCCGCUAUUCCCAAAUCGCCCCCACCGAGCAACGUUUCCGGCAGGCCAAGUAAUCAUACAGCUUCUCCCGCCAUGCUUCACUCACCGAUAUCUCCUCUGACACCAAGUUCCCCAACAUUUCCUGACGGAAUCAUGACACCGCUGUGGGUCAUGAAGCACCAGGCAUUGGUCCCCGCAGCCUUUGUCAACUUCUUCCCAUUCACGACCGAUUCCAACAUGGCCUCCCUUGGUGAUAAUCAGUUGAAGAUAGAAAUUAAUAGUUUACGGAAGCAAUGGGCGGCAUCCGGAUACAAGACACGAUUCAUUGUUGCUUUGCUUUGUGAAGAUGGACCGUUACCAGAAGACGCAAAUGAUCGGAUCGCUAGCAUCAGGGUGGCGACAAACCUGGAUCCGAAAAGUAUUUUCGUUCUCCAACCCGAGCCAUCGCAGUUAGAUAUUAGUGAAUUUAUCAAAUCUCUCUUCGUCAAUCUGCAAAGCCCAAGUGUUGAGUACUAUAGGGAUCUCUCGAAACAUGCUAGGCGGAAGAAAAACCGAGGCACCAUCCCUCCACCAACUGCACCACCUACCAGCGGGACCUCACAAACUCUGCCGCUCCAGGGCUGGAAUGUUCGGUAUGACUUUAAACUGGGCGCCUUUGCUGAAUUUCGUCAAGAAAUGGACGCUGCGUGUCGAAGUUACGAGGCUGCUUAUGAGGGGCUCUUUGGCGAAGAAGUGUUCGAGAUGAUUGCUGGAUGGAGCCCUAGGUUUAACGAUGCCAGAAUGCUUGCGGACAUUCUCGCUAUUCGGAUCAUUCGUUGUUUGUUAUGGACUGAACAGACUUCAUCCGCAGUCCACAUAUGGAUAAACCACAAGAAUCGCGUCAAAGACAUUGUAGAUCGUCGAGGUAAAGGGACGAAUAAUUACGGGUGGGAGGCAUGGGAAGCCAGAUGGUCUCUGGUGAUGGCACAAAUUAUGCAUCAGGCGGAAAUAUCAUCACUAAUAGUUCCCGAUCUUCUGGGGUCGGUACCUGAUCUCCACAAAACAAUAUACGCCAUGCCCGAGAAAGCAGUUCCCAUUGGUGGGAGAAUACGUCCAUGGGAGUACCUCCACCAUGAGGGCUACUGGCUGCGCUGCGCUGCCCAACACACCGAGCGUAGGAGACAGCUUGCAGAGAAUAUUCCGGAUGAAGACCGGGUGGCUUCCACCCAACCUACUAGCUCGUCAUCACUGAGUCGAACUACCGUCUACGACACCUAUCUUUCUCCUGAACCUUACAAUGAAUACCCCAUGUCUGACCAUCCAGGGCUCACUCAUUCUAAGUUAAUUAUCAGUUUUCUUGAAUCAUCAAUAGAGGAGUUCUCCAAAAGGCAACAAAACCGCAUGGUAGAACAGCUAAAGCUAAAGAUGGCGAAGGAGCAUAUGAGAAUUGGACAAUGGAAGGAUGCAUUGGCUAUCCUACGACCUCUAUGGCCGCAGCUAUCAUGGCGGCGGAAUGGCUGGUGGAAGCUAAUGGAAGAUUUUGCCUGGACAUUGCGGGAAUGUGCUUUUCAGGCCGAAGAUAGAGAAACCGUUUUGAGAGCAGAUUGGGAGCUAAUGAACCAUACUUUCGCCGUGCGGCAAGGGUGGUGUUACGAUAUCCAUAAAAGUAUCGAAAAGUUGCCACCAGUGAAACCGAAACCGGUUGUGAUUCUUAAAGGGGAAGAUUCGGUUUCAUGUCUUGCGGCCUCUUUUGUCUUCGCGAAAUCAGAAGGCAAUGUGGGAGAGCCUCUACAAUCCCAGCUUGUUAUCAGGUCGUGUGCGCAGGCUGGAUCGUCGCCAAUUCGCUUGACGGAGGUAAAAGUUGUUUUUGAAGGCAGCAUUCGGCCUAUCAAGCUUCUACCGAGCGAGGACGCCACGUCGAGCUCUUCUACCAGUUGUGAGAUUAUAUCCGUUCCGUUACAAGAUUCUGCAAAGGUGGACGCUUCUUCCGUGCGAUCACCAACUGCUGGGUUGUCCUUGAUGGCCGGGUUCACCAACCUCUCAUUUAACCCGAAGCAGACACGGGCGUUCAACCUUGUGUCGGUGCCACGAGAACCAGGCGAGGCACGAGUGGCGUCAAUUACAUUACGAAUCGAGGAAGAAAAUUUCGAUCUGGCCUGCAUUAUUAGUGAACAGAACCGAGAGGAGUCAGUCUGGUGGAGAAUGGGGAAGCAAGGGCCCAUUUCCCGAAGGACAGGAAAGGAUAGGGAUACUUCAGUGGCACAGAUCUUGCCGAAACCUCCGAAAGUCCGCAUCACGACGCCCAAUUUACGGAAUCACUAUUACACGGAUGAGAAGGUCGUGUUUGACGUCCAUAUUGAUAAUGACGAAGACGAGGCAGCUGAGAUUGAUGUUGAGAUGAAACUGUUUGGGCAUACUGGAACCUCGGCGACGUUUUCAUGGAUUAAUGAGACGGCUGCUGACUCAGAAGCAUCUGAGGAUGCAGGCUCGAGCACCCCCAGUACCCCUAUUGAGGGUGACUCCUCGGCCCUGUCAAAACAAUGUACAGUUGGGACAUUGGGGCGUGGAGCCAGUCGCACCCUUUCAGUGUUGUUCACAAAUACAACCCAACCGCUAGAUUAUGAGGUUGAAAUAUCCGCCUUCUACCACUUGGUUUCCGAUAUUGAAACUCAAAUAUUCAAAACCGUGUCCUUGGACUUAUCCUUCAUCAGACCAUUCGAGGCAAAUUAUGAAUUCUUACCUCGCAUCCAUCCGGCACCGUGGCCAGAUUUCUUCCAUUGUGAUGAUUCACCAUCGGAAGAUAGCGAAGCGAAGGAACAGAAACUCAAUGGCCUUCAGCAACUGUGGUGCCUAAACUCGAAAAUGGUGUCAUUUGCUUUAGAACCACUUAUCAUCGAAGAAGUCAACGUGACACUACUUGGGAUCACGGCUGGCAAUGUUUGUAAAAUCGGCCCGGAAACUCUCAAAAGCCCUGAAACUCCUACAAUUGGACCUGAAGAGCUUCGAGAAUCCGAAUUCGCCAUUGAAAUCCAACGUCAUGCGCUUGAUGACCGGCAAGCGUCGACGCUAAACCUUUCACUGGAUAUACGAUGGCGCCGACCCGACGAUGACGACGGUGGUCCGCAAUCCUCAUCAACAACAUCAACACUUCCGAUCCCCCGCUUCCUCCUCCCUCUCGGCGAACCGCGUGUCCUCGCUAGCGCAACACCCUCCCCAACCUUCCCCGGCUUCCUACACCUCGACUACACCCUCGAAAACCCGUCCAUGCACUUCCUCACCUUCAACCUGACAAUGGAAGCCAGCGACCAGUUUGCGUUCCACGGACCCAAGUCCACCACAGUGCAGCUGGUACCGCUAAGCAGACAUACGGUGCGAUAUAACUUGCUAGCAAAUGUGACUGGCACGUGGAUACAGCCGCAACUGGUGGUGGUGGAUUCGUAUUUUAAUAAGACGUUGAGGGUGUUGCCUACGGAGGGGAUGAGGGGAGAUAAGAAGGGAAUUUUGGUAUGGGUUGAUGCGGAAGGGUGA